Messenger RNA from Cutaneotrichosporon oleaginosum, 801 nucleotides. RefSeq lists its product as uncharacterized. Lineage: Eukaryota; Fungi; Basidiomycota; Tremellomycetes; Trichosporonales; Trichosporonaceae. The record is from RefSeq and is a predicted model, not a curated record.
CCCUCACGCACACUUACACCCAUUCACUCUCCACCAUGGGCAGGGGACCUUUCAUCUUCCAGAUUGUCAUGUAUGUGAUCGCGAUGAUCAUAGCGGGCAUCGAGAUCGGCAUCUGCACGCGAUUCGUGGUGCGCGCCGCCGACGUCGACCCCGACAAGGAAUACGGUUGGAUCUGGAUGCGCUCCAUUGGGGGCAUCGGGCACGGCGCUGUCCUCUUCAUCUACUUCCUCACAUUCUUGUGGGCACACCGCCGCAACUACUGGAUUGUGCGCACGUCGACCGACCUGAUCCUCGGUGCCAUCUUCAUUGCCUCGUGCAUCCUCGUCGGCUAUUUCUGCGCCAUGAUCGCAUUCGCGCCCGCCGCACCCCUCCUCCUCAACUUCAUCGUUGAGGCCAUCACCGUCGGACGCAGCAAGGUGCACGGGAAAUGGCGCUUGUCGCUGUGCAAUGUCGUCGAAGCCAAAACGAAUGACUAUGCUUUCAACAUGAACCAGUCCGUCGGCACCGUGUACCCCGCCCCGCCCAGUGUGCAGACCCCGUUCGUCGGCCAGCCGUACGCGCCUGUGCCCAACCCAGGCCAGGUGGGCCAGGUGCCGCCGCCCGCGUACCCGUACCCAUAUGCCCAGCAGCACCAGCAGCACUACCCUUAGGCAAGGAAAGUAGAUGUUUUACUGAGGUGAGGUGAGGUGAAGCGAGGUGAGGCGUUCGUAAAAGGAUCGCACACGCGCCUGGACAUUGUAGAACGCAGGUAUACUCUGAAUGUAUUCACGGCUUAUCACCGUCACAGGAUAGGGAGCCCGG